This is a messenger RNA of Echinops telfairi (small Madagascar hedgehog), 2148 nucleotides long. RefSeq names its product solute carrier family 26 member 4 (gene SLC26A4). Gene Ontology annotation, biological process: transmembrane transport. The transcript has 19 exons. The record is from RefSeq and is a predicted model, not a curated record. Gene Ontology annotation, molecular function: bicarbonate transmembrane transporter activity; secondary active sulfate transmembrane transporter activity; oxalate transmembrane transporter activity. The coding region runs from base 1 to 2148 and encodes 715 amino acids. Gene Ontology annotation, cellular component: membrane. Lineage: Eukaryota; Metazoa; Chordata; Mammalia; Afrosoricida; Tenrecidae.
AUGGCGAGACUUCUCCUUUGCUCAAGAAAGAGAACCCUUCGUGUCCUGAAGACGCUCCUGCCCAUUUUGGAAUGGCUCCCCAAGUACCGAGUCAAGGAAUGGCUGCUCAGUGACCUCAUUUCCGGAGUCAGCACCGGGCUAGUGGCUACAUUGCAAGGCAUGGCAUACGCGCUCCUAGCUGCAGUUCCUGUUGGAUAUGGUCUCUACUCUGCUUUUUUCCCCAUCCUGACGUAUUUUAUCUUCGGAACAUCACGGCACAUCUCAGUUGGACCGUUCCCAGUGGUCAGUCUGAUGGUGGGAUCUGUCGUUCUGCAGAUGGCUCCCGAUGAGCACUUCAUCAGUAACGAGACGACGUUCAACGCCACCAUAAUCGACACUGCAGCUAGAGAUCAGGAGAGGGUAUUGCUUGCCAGCACCCUGACUCUUUUGGUUGGAAUUAUACAGUUGAUAUUUGGAGGUUUGCAGAUCGGGUUCAUUGUACGGUACUUAGCAGACCCUUUGAUUGGCGGCUUCACAACGGCGGCCGCCUUCCAAGUGCUGGUCUCACAGCUGAAGAUCGUGCUCAACGUUCCCACCAAAAACUACAAUGGAAUUCUCUCCAUCAUCUACACCCUGAUAGAGAUUUUUCAAAAUAUUGGUAGCACCAACAUUGCUGAUUGCAUUGCUGGAUUACUCACCAUUAUCACCUGCAUGAUAGUUAAGGAAUUAAAUGAUCGAUUUAAACACAAAAUCCCCAUCCCUAUUCCUGUAGAAGUAAUUGUGACGGUAAUUGCUACUGCCAUUUCAUAUGGAGCCAACCUGGAAAAAAAUUACAAUGCUGGCAUUGUUAAAUCCAUCCCAAGGGGGUUUUUGCCUCCUGUACUUCCACGUGUGCACGUGUUUACUGAGAUGUUGACGGCGUCUUUCUCCAUUGCUGUGGUCGCUUAUGCUAUCGCAGUGUCUGUCGGAAAGGUAUAUGCCAUCAAGUACGAUUACGCCAUCGAUGGAAACCAGGAAUUUGUUGCUUUUGGGAUCAGCAACAUCUUCUCGGGAUUCUUCUCGUGUUUCGUGGCCACCACUGCGCUGUCACGCACUGCGGUCCAGGAGAGCACCGGGGGGAAGACACAGAUCGCCGGCAUCCUCUCGGCCUUGAUUGUGCUCAUCUCCAUUGUUGCCCUGGGGAAGCUGCUGGAACCCCUGCAGAAGUCGGUCUUGGCAGGUGUUGUGAUCGCCAACCUGAAAGGGAUGUUUAUGCAAGUGUGUGAUGUUCCUCGUCUGUGGAGGCAGAAUAAAAUCGAUGCUGUGAUCUGGGUGUUCACCUGCCUGGCGUCCAUCAUCCUGGGGCUGGAUCUCGGUUUACUAGCCGGCCUUAUGUUUGCGCUAUUGACGGUCGUCCUGAGAGUUCAGUUUCCCGCCUGGAGUAGCGUCGGAAGCCUUCCUCACACAGACAUCUACAAAAGUACCAAGAUGUACAAAAAUACCGAAGAAACUGAAGGGGUGAAGAUUCUGAGGUUUUCUAGCCCAAUUUUUUAUGGCAACAUUGAUGGCUUGAAAAAAUCUGUGAAAAACACAGUUGGAUUUGAUGCUGUUCGAGUAUAUAACAAGAGGCUCAAAGCACUGAAGAAAAUACAGAAACUCAUCAAAAAGGGUCAAUUAAGAGCAACAAAGAACGGCAUCAUAAGUGACGCCGGCACAUCCAACAGUGCUUUUGAACCUGAUGAAGAUAUUGAAGAUCCAGAGGAAUUUGAUAUCCCAACCAAGGAAAUCGAGGUUCAAGUGGAUUGGAACUCUGAUCUUCCGGUCAAAGUUAAUGUUCCCAAAGUGCCGAUCCACAGCCUUGUGCUUGAUUGUGGGGCUGUGUCUUUCGUGGAUAUUGUUGGUGUGAGAUCAUUGAAGAUGAUUGUCAAAGAAUUCCAGAGAAUCGAUGUGAACGUGUACUUCUCAUCGCUUCCAGACCACGUGAUACAAAAGCUGGAGCAGUGUGGGUUCUUUGAUGACAACAUUAGAAAGGACAUUUUCUUCUUGACAGCCCACGAUGCUGUACUCUAUCUACGGAACCAGGUCAAGUCCCGAGAAGUUCAGGAUUCCAUUUUAGAAACGGUGAUAAUAGGAAUAAAAGUAGGAUCCUACAAAGGAGCUGGAAAAGAUCCCCCACUAGAAGAGAAAUAG